This is a messenger RNA of Alternaria conjuncta, 741 nucleotides long. RefSeq lists its product as uncharacterized. The record is from RefSeq and is a predicted model, not a curated record. NCBI's taxonomy places the organism in Eukaryota, Fungi, Ascomycota, Dothideomycetes, Pleosporales, Pleosporaceae. The transcript has 2 exons. Bases 1 to 741 code for a protein of 246 amino acids.
AUGACCAAAAACGCAAAGGUCAUAUCCCCGGCUCAAGCCACAUCCGCAACCCAGACGACAUCAUGGGAAUGGUCAGCUCCAUACUUCGUUAAGCGAGCGCAGGAAGUUCAGGCCAGAUUAGAUCUCCAACGGCAGACUAUGGAGAACCUUCAGAACCAGCACAAGGGUCUUCGGAAUCAGAAUAGGAAUCUUCAGGACCAGAAUGAAAACCAGAAGAAGGACCACGAACGCGAGUUGAACACAUGCAUCGGAACGUUUAUUGUCGUUUUGCUCACCUUCGCCGCCUUCAUGAUAUGUGGCUUUCUGCCAUCUUCUUCGCCCGAACGUUGUUCAUGUGCGCUAGAAGCGAAAGCAGUACAGAUGACGGCCACGCCUACUACGGUCACAGUCACGCUACCGAUAGCCACGCCUACUACGGUCACAGUCACGCUGCCUAUAGCAAUCAACGCCGUGCCGACAAUCGAGGCCGCAUCAGCGAUCAAAGCUACCUCAUCAACCGAGGCGGCACAACCAACUAAGCCGUUCUGGAAAACCUUGACCAACGAGCAGAUAAUGUCUGUCAUCCGCGACUAUGAUAAGAUUCAAGGCCGAUAUCGAGACAACCAGAAGGCUUGGCAACGAGAACAAGAUACGAAGCGGAAGGCCAACAUGCAACAAAUGAUCGCGCAGUGGGCGAAGAACAUGGCAGAGAAAAGACGACGCGAAGAGGAAGCCCAAGAACAGGCCCGGAAACAAUUGUGA